Messenger RNA from Oldenlandia corymbosa var. corymbosa, 1050 nucleotides. Lineage: Eukaryota; Viridiplantae; Streptophyta; Magnoliopsida; Gentianales; Rubiaceae. The record is from the annotation of a GenBank genome assembly.
AUGGGUAAACGCUCGGCUUUUGAUGAUUCAGACGAGGAGGAGCAGUAUCCCGAGGAGAGGCCACAAGGAACUCCCCAACAGGAAAUGGGUCAAGCACCCUCCCGUCAGAUGAUGAGGGUGCACGCAGAGAGUUCGAUGAAGAGGAAGCCCUCGGACCAAACCUCGGGCUUUCAAAAAAGGAAGCGGGGGGAUCCUGAGGUGGUGGAGGUCGAUCCUCUGUCCUUCAGCUUGCCCGCGAUUCACGAGCUAUCCUCCAUCGACGAACUUUUGAAGGAGGGGUACGAGGAUCAAGGGCGGGGGGCAGGCCAGUUCGAGGGCGUACCCGAGGGUCACGCUCUGCUGAUGUUCGACCCUCCACGGGUCGAAUGGGUGGACUUGCCCGCCGCCGGAGUGCCGCAGCUGGAGGACGGCAUGAGACAGGCUGUGCAGGCGGUAAACUCCUUCGUGACCGUGAGUGCGGACUUAGAGGGACAGCUGGCUUCGGCUAGGAGGAAGGCUGCCAGUGAGGCCAGCAAAGCCAGAGAGGCGGAGACACGGCUCCAGGCCCUGGAAGAGGAGAGGAGGAGAUUGGAGGAGGACGUCACGAGAAUGAGGGGGCAGCUCGAAGGCAUGGAACUGACCCGCAGUCUCCAAAUAGAGAGUCUGCUGGCAACGAGCGUCCCCGAAUCUCACCUGGACGCGUACAUUCUCGCGGGAGUUCAAAGGUACUUGGGGUCGUCCGAGUUCGCCCUCGAGAUAAACAAUGUCAUGGACCCCGCCAUGGAAAGAGGGGCGAGGAAGGUCGUCAUGGAGAUAGAGGCGGCCCGGAGGAAGAACGAGGACAUCCAACCCGUCCUCGAUAAGUAUGCUGAUAGGGAGAUGAAGGGAAAGACGUCCACAAUGCCGAGGAGAACACAAACGCCUCCGAGCACGCCGCCGCGACCCGACAAGGAGCCGGAGAUAGUCGGACCUGCACCACCCCCCCAAGGGCACAACUCUGGAAGCCGCGGAGGAGGGGGCACCUCAACCGACUCCAACACCAAUAGCAGAGACAAGGUGAACGAUGCGUAG